UGGCUGAGGUGACGACAUGUGAAGAUGGCGGCGGGUGUUCUCUCGGUGCUGCUACUGCUCCGACUCUCCGCCGGUACUGGACCGUCCUCUCCCGGCUCACAUCCGGACUCUGAACGUGGCAUGUUGGAGCUGCAGCGCGUGCGGAGCCUCGCCGCGCAGCCGCGGUACGGAGAGUGUUGGGCGCGCGCUCUGGAGCACUUGGACACGCGCUGCAGGGAUAUGACGUUAGAGAGCCAGAACAGCAUCGCGCUGCAAUUUGCCCACUGUCACCUGAGCAGCUCAGGUAGAGAUUUCCCAUCAUGCCCUGAGGGCUCUGAAGUGAGCAGAUGUACAGGUGGGAUGGAUGCGGUGGCCUUCAACACCUACACAGAGUUCUUCACCCACACUCAUUCCAUCUGCCACUUCCUGCAGUCUGAGGCCUGGCAGCGCCGUGCCGAGACCACCAUGUACAGGCUGACGGAUACCUCAGCAGGUGUUGUGGAGCAGCUUCAGUCCACCAGGGAGAUGGCUGAGGACCUGAUUGAAGCCCAGAGUGCUGCCUUACAGGUGCAGCAGGAGAUCCUGACCAAUGGAGAGGAACUGAGGACCACCCUGAGAGACUCGACACAGGGUCUGCGCUCCCUCUUCUCAGAGCUCAGCAGUGUGUCUCAGCACCAGCAGGUGGCGCUGUCUGAACUCUUCAACAGAGUUUCCUUCCUGCAGAGUUUCCUGCUGAUGGAGGCUCACAGUCUGAGUUCCUGCUGCUACAACGCUGCAGCUCUAUGCUGCACCUUCCUGCUCACCUGCACGCAGCGCACCUGCAGAGCCAGGUUACCACUGUUGUCGUUGGUGUGUUUGAACUUCUACCUGGAGAAGAAGAUCUACCAGUAUGUGAUGAACCAACCUGAGCACCAACACCUGGAGCUUCUCUCUGUCUACCUGGGCAUCCUGCGGCGCUUCAUGCUGGCCGUGGCAGCGUCCGUCCUGCUGGUGGCGUACGUCCGCUACACCGACCCGCUGCAGGAGAGUCUGCGGCUGCUGCAGCAGCUGCAGGAGACACAGAGCAGCCUGCAGGAGGCGCUGCAGCGUGCAGAGAGUUUGUAUCAGGAACAGAAGUCAGAGGACAGAUGGCUGCAGGUGAAGAAAUCAAAGCUCCACAGGACAGUGGAGGAGCGAAGAGAAGAAGAGGAGGAAGAGGAGGAGGAGUCGUCUCCACACACAGACAGCUCUCACCUGUCUCACCUGUCUCACUCAGGUUCUAGCGUGGUUCAGAGCAGAACAUUAAAGUCCUCUCCUCUGGUCUACAGCAUCCUGGUGGAGGAACUCCAGCCUCGUUACCGUCUGAGGAGCAGGAAGUCAGAAAGUCGCCCAUGAAGGAAACUUUGAUCUUCUGCUGUUGAAUCCUGUACUAUUUUAAACUCUAUUUUAAAAGUCAAUAAACCAGUUUUAAAAUGAGAA
Messenger RNA from Amphiprion ocellaris (clown anemonefish), 1437 nucleotides. RefSeq lists its product as uncharacterized. NCBI's taxonomy places the organism in Eukaryota, Metazoa, Chordata, Actinopteri, Pomacentridae. The record is from RefSeq and is a predicted model, not a curated record. The transcript has 10 exons. Bases 25 to 1353 code for a protein of 442 amino acids.